Molecule: messenger RNA, 2888 nt
Organism: Psammomys obesus (fat sand rat)
Lineage: Eukaryota; Metazoa; Chordata; Mammalia; Rodentia; Muridae
Product: protocadherin beta-6-like
Exons: 2
Coding region: 65-2455 (796 amino acids)
Biological process (GO): homophilic cell-cell adhesion
Cellular component (GO): plasma membrane
Molecular function (GO): calcium ion binding
Source: RefSeq, a predicted model, not a curated record
GUUCAGUGUUUCAAAGCGUUUGGAGACUGCUAAAGGAUUGGAUGCAAGCACUCACUGCCCCAUCAUGGAGAAGCUGGAGAGAAUUCGCCCCAACAGGCAAGUAAUGGCUUUUAUUUUUAUGAUGGUAUUGGUUCAAGUUUGCAGUGAGGCGACAAUUCGGUACUCUGUCUUGGAGGAAACAGAAAGUGGCUCCUUUGUAGCCCAUCUGGCCAAGGAUCUGGAACUGGGAUCUGGGGAGCUGGCUGUCAGGUCUGCAAGGGUGGUGUCUGAUGAUUUCAAGCAGCGGUUGCUGCUGGAUCCUGAGACUGGGGAUUUGCUUCUGAGGGAAAAACUAGACCGGGAAGAGCUGUGUGGCUCUGUGGACCCUUGUGUGCUGCAUUUCCAGGUGUCUCUUGAAAAGCCAGUGCAAUAUUUUCAAGGAGAAUUAUUGAUCCAGGACAUAAAUGAUCAUUCACCAGAAUUCAAAGAUGGAAAAUUGCUCUUGAAAAUACCGGAAAACAGCCAGCCAGGAGCACGGUUUUCAAUGAAAUUAGCCCAGGAUUUGGAUGUGGGGAGCAACGGGCUUCAACAGUACACAGUCAGCCCCAACUCUCAUUUUCAUGUCCUCACUCGAAAUAACAGUGAAGGAAAGAAAUACCCAGAGUUGGUGCAGGACAGAGCCCUGGACAGAGAGGAGCAGGAAGAACUGAGCUUAACCCUCACGGCAGUGGAUGGAGGGUCUCCUCCUAGGUCAGGUACAACCAUGGUUCGAAUCCUGAUCCUGGACAUCAAUGACAAUGCUCCUGAAUUUGUGAACACUCCCUAUGAGGUGCAGGUCCCUGAGAACAGCCCCCUCAAUGCCUUAGUUGUCAGGGUCUCUGCCAGGGACUUAGAUGCUGGGAUACAUGGUGAUGUAGUCUACUCUCUGUUCCAAGGUGGUAGAGCAUCUCAACCAUUUGUAAUAGAUGAAACCACAGGAGAAAUUCGGUUGAGCAAAGAGUUGGAUUUUGAGGUAACCAGCUUUUACAACAUAGAAAUUGAAGCCACAGAUGGAGGGGGCCUUUCAGGCAAAUGCUCUGUGGCUGUACAGGUGUUAGAUGUGAAUGACAAUGCUCCUGAAUUGAUCAUUAGGAAGCUCACAAUACCAGUCCCAGAAAAUUCCCCAGAGACUGUAGUUGCUGUUUUCAGUGUUUCUGAUUCAGAUUCCAGGGACAAUGGAAGGGUGGUGUGUUCUAUUCCAAAUGAUCUCCCAUUUCUCUUGAAACCUACUUUCAAGAACUAUUACACCUUAGUGACAGAGGGCCCCCUGGACAGAGAGAGCAGAGCCGAGUACAACAUCACCAUCUCCGUCUCCGACAUGGGCACACCCAGGCUCACAACCCAGCACACCAUAACAGUGCAGGUGUCCGACAUCAACGACAACGCCCCCGCCUUCACCCAAUCCUCCUACACCCUGUCUGUCCGCGAGAACAACAGCCCCGCCCUGCACAUAGGCACCAUCAGAGCCACAGACUCAGACUCUGGCUCCAACGCCCACAUCACCUACUCGCUGCUGCCGCCCCAUGACCCGCAGCUGGCCCUGGCUUCCCUCAUCUCCAUCAACGCAGAUAAUGGGCAGCUGUUCGUGCUCAGGGCGCUGGACUAUGAGGCCCUGCAGGCCUUCGAGUUCCGCGUGGCCGCCACAGACCAAGGCUCCCCUGCCCUCAGCAGCCAGGCGCUGGUGAGCGUGCUGGUGCUGGACGACAAUGACAAUGCGCCCUUCGUGCUCUACCCUCUGCAGAACGCCUCUGCGCCCUGCACUGAGCUGCUGCCCAGGGCGGCAGAGCCCGGCUACCUGGUCACCAAGGUGGUGGCAGUGGACCGCGACUCUGGCCAGAACGCCUGGCUGUCAUUCCAGCUGCUCAAGGCCACGGAGCCAGGGCUGUUCAGCUUGUGGGCACACAAUGGCGAGGUGCGCACCACCAGGCUGCUGAGUGAGCGCGAUGCCCCCAAGCACAGGCUGCUGCUGCUAGUCAAGGACAAUGGCGAUCCUCAGCGCUCUGCCAGUGUCACUCUGCAUGUGCUGCUGGUGGAUGGCUUCUCCCAGCCCUACCUGCCUCUGCCAGAGGUGGCGCGCGACCCCGCUCAGGAUGGUGAAGAUGUGCUCACGCUGUACCUGGUCAUCGCCUUGGCGUCUGUGUCUUCACUCUUCCUCUUGUCUGUGCUGCUGUUUGUGGGGCUGAAGCUGUGCAGGAGGGCCAGGGCGGCCUCUCUUGGUGGCUGCUCUGUGACUGAUGGACGUUUUCCUGGCCACCUGGUGGAUGUCAGCGGUACAGGGACCCUUUCCCAGAGCUACCAGUAUGAGGUGUGUCUUAAGGGAGAUACUGGAACAAACGAAUUUAAUUUUCUUAAACCAUUAUUUCCUAACCUGCAGACCGAGGCAGCUACUGAAGAAAGGAAAAACCCUGUUGUGCGCAAUAGCUUUGGAUUCUAUUAGCUUAUUUUGAUGUGGCGUUUACCUCGUUUCUCCUUAACUCUCCCUGACAAUAUUUAUAGUGCAUGAAACGAUCCCGAGGUAUAUGCUCAAUUUAUUUUUUUGUUUUAAUAGAAUCAGGUGUGAUUCUAUUCUAGAAUGUUUGAGUCUACUUCAUAAUGUUUGUUUAUAUUUCUAUCCUCUUCUAAUGCAUGCUGUUUUUUAAUUAUUAUAUUUUUGGUCUUUUAAGUUCUGGUAUUUGCUGUAAGGAAUCAGAACUGCUUUCAUUGUUAGUGGAGCCCUUUUUCUUAUUUGAGAUAGGCUCUGGAUGAUAUGGAAUGGUUAUGUACAGACUGACUUCAAAUUUAUGAUGCUCCAUCUGCUUCCAUGGCCCUACAUGAUGGAACUAUGAGCAUGGUCAAGCAGGCUCAGGUAGGAGAACUGCCUUAAUAAAUAA